Molecule: messenger RNA, 294 nt
Organism: Fusarium fujikuroi IMI 58289
Lineage: Eukaryota; Fungi; Ascomycota; Sordariomycetes; Hypocreales; Nectriaceae
Exons: 2
Coding region: 1-294 (97 amino acids)
Source: RefSeq, a predicted model, not a curated record
AUGAGAAUACCGAUCACUAUAUGUGCAGAGGCAGUCUCCAGCUACGACGAACACAAGCUGCAUAUUGUCAAAACCUACAACAAAAAGUAUCUUAAGGCGGACGCCCGCCGAGCCAUUAAGAAAUGGGCAAAGCAAGGCUCUGUACGGCACCUAAUCGUGGAGCCCGAAGACAGCGCCUUAUAUCCUCUGAAGGCCCGACUCGCAUCCUUAGUCGUUCGCACUGAUACUAAUCGCAUGAAACUAGUCGCAGAUGAAGUCGCCAAAAACCUGCCUGAACGAGGCAGUUCCUAUUAA